AUGAAGUAUUUUGUAAUUGUUUCAAUAUUGUUAUCCGUGGCUACAGCCAUACCACGAAAAUACCUUGGUAAGUUGAAUUUACUUAUACCGCAUUACUGGAUAGCUCUGUCGAUUCUUACUUCGUCCUUAAUUCUUAAAGGUCCAGAAUUGUCAUGUCAUAUUGAUCCAGUGUUACUACAAGAGGGAACCUACACUAAACUACUCGAAACAGUUCUAAACUACUCAAAAUUGUUAGAGUCAAUUAAAAUGCUUCCAGUUUAAUUGACUCUAACAAAUACUGGAAUACUUAGUUUGGUUUAGGUUUCCAUUUGUGGGGACAUUAGACAAAUAAAGCACGUCUCUUACUGGACCUCUAAGGAGAAGAGUUUAGAACUGAUAGAGCUAUCCAGUAUAAAUAAAGUUAGUUUAGGUUUCCUCCUGUAGUAACACUGGAUCAAUAAGAGAUAAUCCUUACUGGAUCUCUAGGAAGAACAGUUUAGAACUGAUAGAGCUAUCCAGUAUAAAUAAAGUUAGUUUAGUUUAGGUUUCCUCCUGUAGUAACACUGGAUCAAUAAGAGAUGAUCCUUACUGGACUUCUAGGAAGAACAGUUUAGAACUGAUAGAGCUAUCCAGUAUAAAUAAAGUUAGUUUAGUUUAGGUUUCCUCCUGUAGUAACACUGGAUCAAUAAGAGAUGAUCCUUACUGGACCUCUAGGAAGAACAGUUUAGAACUGAUAGAGCUAUCCAGUAUAAAUAAAGUUAGUUUAGUUUAGGUUUCCUCCUGUAGUAACACUGGAUCAAUAAGAGAUAAUCCUUACUGGAUCUCUAGGAAGAACAGUUUAGAACUGAUAGAGCUAUCCAGUAUAAAUAAAGUUAGUUUAGUUUAGGUUUUCUCCUGUAGUGACACUGGAUCAAUAGAGAUAAUCCUUACUGGAUCUCUAGGAAGAACAGUUUAGAACUGAUAGAGCUAUCCAGUAUAAAUAAAGUUAGUUUAGGUUUCCUCCUGUAGUAACACUGGAUCAAUAAGAGAUGAUCCUUACUGGACCUCUAGGAAGAACAGAAUAUUUAUACAUUUACCAUACAUUUACAAUAACCAUUUGUUCCUGGUUAGGUGUAGUAAAUGUAUAAAAAUUCCACUGGAAAUUUCCAUCUAGAAAUCUGUUCAACAGUUAGUCAUAGCGAGAUGCCCAAAUUUCAACACAUAUUUUAUUUCUUCAGAUGGACAUCCUGAAGAUGACUCGUGGGGUAAACUAAACCCAGCGCAAGCAGCAGAACACGAAGCUGGACAUGGGCAUGCGCAGAACGACGCACGACCAAAUCAAUUUGGUCAAGCAGGAGGGUAUGGAUCCAACCAGCACGGUGGUGGGUAUGGUCAACCAAACAAUCAGUAUGGUCAAGGUUAUCGUCAACCAUCACCGUACCAACAACAACAAGGGGCAUACCCACCUCAGAACCAGUUUGGUCAGGCAGGGUAUGGGCAAAACCAACAGUAUGGUCAAUAUAACCAACAAUAUGGCGGUCAGCCCCAAGGAUAUAACCCAUAUGGCGGCCAGCCUCAAGGCAAAGGAAAGAAGGGCAAGAAAGGAAAGAAUGAAGGAUAUGGACAACCUAUGCAACCUCCAAUGCAACCACCUAUGCAACAACCCUAUGGCCAAGGUAGGCUUAGAACGAGAUGGGAUGCUUUGGGAUGGGCACCAUGGGGUGCAGGAGGGGGGGGGAGAGGUGCGCCCCUAUUUAUUCAGUAAAAGUAUCAAACUAAAUUAAUUAUCAAUAUUGAACUAGUAUUUUGAACUAAUGCUGUGGUGCUGCCUUGAAUUCCAAAACUUAAAGUGCGACUAACCACAUGCAAAUACGAUUUUUGGUAUGCGUAAUAUUUGGGUCAUUCGAAGACGAAAUGUAAUAUAUCUUUAUAAUAAAAAAUCCCAUCUUGAUCAACUUUUUCACUGUCGAAGUUUGCGGAUAUGAUGUCAUUAGAUGAAUUGCAAAUUAGUUUUCCUUUGUUUUUUGUACCAAACAUUCACCUAAUGAAAACAUAUCCGGAAACGUUGACAAUGAAAAAGUUGAUUAAGAUGAGGUUUUUUACUAUAAAGAUAUAAUAUUACAUUUCUUCUUAGAAUGACCCAAAUACUACACAUACCAAAAAUUAUAUUUGGGGUUAGUCGCACUUUAAGUUAGUCUAAGACUGAUAACAAACCACCACUGAAUCGAGCAUGAGAAAGCCAGAUUGGAAGAGCUUGGUUUAACUGAAUCAAUUCCUACAUUCUAUCUUCAAGGUCAAUACGGACAAGCAGGUCAAGUUGGUCCACAACCCCAGCAAGCUGGACAAUGUGCCUCGCCAUGUAGCCAAGGCUGUGCCCCAGCUUGUUCAUCUCAAUGUUGUGGGGCUAACAACGCCUUCACUGCCAUGCAACCCCCUCCAAGUAUGACCCAGUCUUCCUGUCCUGGCGCCUGCCCUAACACAUGCGCACCAGUAUGUAAUCAGAAAUGCUGUUGGGAUAAGAGGACGACGAUCCCAAGGCCAGCGGCUAUACCACACCCAUAUCAACAGUACUAUUACUAAAGACAACGAUGCUGCUGUAUAUAUAUUAAAAUCAGAACAAUACUUGAUCUCUGUUAAGAAAAGAUCAAUUCCGAGCUUUUCAGAAACGUCAAUAGGUCAAGACUGGAAAUUCGCUCGAGAACGAUUUGUCUCCAAUCUUCCAGAAAGGCUGUUGAAGUACCCUCAUGAUGGCUUACGAAGUAAAAUUUUGUCAUCCUGAUUAAAAUUGUAACCAAUAUAUAUAGAGUUUCAGUCGCCAUGUGAACUACUUGCCUUGAAAUGGAUUAUUAGACUGGGUGUCCCCCCAAAAUAACUGGACAAUGUUUGAUUUCACGUAACGCAAAAGCUAAAAAAGCUAUCGCAAUGAAAUAAAGAUCAUAUUGCAUUCAGAAAGGACUAACUUAGAUUGUGAUACAUAGCGUUUGAAUUUACAUGCAAUAUUGACUGCGCUAUUGAUGUUCGAACGUUGAACUACUAGUGUUUUUGAAAAUGCCAAAAAUUAGCACAAAACAACUUUACAAUUACCGAUGUAGUUAUACUUGUUAAAUAAUAAACAUUUUUAUUUUGGUUGUAUCUCGCCCAAUACUGCAUAUAAAUUCAAGUUGUCAUAUAUCAAAAUCUAAGAUUGUCCUUUCUGAAUGCAAUGAUCUUUAUUUCAUUGCGAUAGCUUUUACGUUACAUGAAAUCAAACAUGCAGUGUCCAGUUUUUUGGGCGACACCCGGAGUAUGCUGUCAUCUCCAAUGCCCCCAAAUUGCAAGUUUCCAUGACAAGUUUUAUUCAGCUCGUAUGUAUGGCCAAUUUUUCCAAUUUUUACUAUGACUGACAAGUACACUUGUUCAAAAGCUAGUAUGCUAGCUUUUCAGUGAACAAAUGUAGACGUCAAAGAAAUUGGCACAGUACAAAUUUUGUUCGUCUGUUUGGGUCGACAAAGAAAAUGUGGCAAAGUGAUUUGAGUACCUGCCGCAGAGGCCCAUUUCCACUCGGGAAAAUCAUGUUCCGCACGCAGAAAGAAAAUUUUGUAAAAUGUGAUUGGCCUACACACAUUUUCCGACGGAAAGAGAAUUUGAAGCUGAAAAUUUUCAACUUUAAACAAUGAUAUUUUCGAAAGAUUUUCUGUCAGUGGAAAUUUCUCUCGAGUGGAAAUGGGCCUUCGGUCACUGAGCGGUCUAUUGUUGUAAUAUAGCUAAUAAUAGCUAUCGCGGUGGACAAAAAACAAAAAACUUGUCAUAUAGAAACUUUGUUGUACGUAUACACAAAUAAAACUUCCAUAUAUGAUGAAAACUUGUCAUAGAAAAUGUGCUCGCAUGUAACAAGCUUUAGUUAGUUAAUAAUUAACCACGCUACCUGUCAAAUAGUUCCAGUUUGUAGACACUCGUCAUAAUAUGUUAACAUUUUGCCCUGUAAAAGAAAAUAUAGCUUACAAUUCGAAAACCUUGUUCACUUGCUUAUAACACAAAGGUUUGUUAGGCUCAACAGACGUGUUUGAAAAGAUGGUAAUUUAUAUGUUUGUGGUUUUACUGGUCAUUUCAUCGGAAGUAAUUGGACAACAAACAAGUACGUACGUGAAUGUUAAGUGAUUCUGUGAGAUCGUAGUGAUUCUGUGAGAUCGUAGCUUUCUCCUCUGAGAUCGUAGGUUCGAUCGAUCCCUGCUAAGGACUCAUGUGAAAAGAGUCUGUCAACGCUCUGGCGAAAGUCGUGGGUUUUCUCCGGGUGCUCCGGAUUCCUCCCACAGGGAAAGUUGACAGGGUGGGUUAGGAUAAACACAGUUAAGAAAGUAAUACCACAAUUGUUGUAAAGAUAAAAUAGCCUAUAGGGUAAGUAAGUAAUUAGAUAAGCAUAUAAUACUUGAUGAGAAGCGUUCUUGAUCAUAUGUAGACAUGUAAAUUUGCGCUAUAAAAGCGUUUAUUAUAUAGAAGAUUAGUAGAGAGCGAGAUACUGAAGAUAUCGAUCACGUGACUUUUUCCAAUUCACUUUUUGAGCGUGAAAUUUCACAAUUUUUUGCUCGGGACCAUUACACGGUUGGCUUGAAGAUAUGACUUUUAUCUUCUCGUGUUAAAAACAAUAUUUUACUCACUCGCUGCGCUCGUUCGUAACUAUUGUUUUCACCACUCGAAGAUAAAAGUCAUAUCUUCGCGCUGCCGUCAUGUAUGAUUCGUAUUCUGGCGUAUGUAAUCAAAUAAGCACGCGCGUAAAAUGAUUGCAUGCAUUUCAAAUUUCGCCAUAAAUUUGAAGAGGAAUUUGGGCGUGAACAGUAAUGAGCCUUUCUCACGCCGCCAUUUUUGGGGGUACUGCCUUUUCCAUAUAGAGAUUUGUAGAACUAAAAUUGUGAGUAUAAUCAUUAUGAGUUAAUUUACAGUUAAAUAUUUGAGAAAAUGUGUUCACAUCGCUUAGAUUUUUCACGUCGUUUUCAAAAAAGUACCCCAAAAAUGGUGAAUUUGGCCUUCAUGAGAAAGACUAAGUUACAUGCGCCAGAAUACGAAUCGUGCACGACAAAUCGCGAAGGUGUGAACACACCAGGUCCUUUAAUCUCGUUGGACAUUCUUUUCACCUCAAUACCGCAAAACGUCUCUUGGCACUCUUUACACUUAAAAUUUAUCAAACUGGCAAGAUGAUCUUGUGACCGUUGUCCGAAGUUGGGCAAAGAAGUUCGACAAGACGGACCAUCAUGGUAGCAGUUGAUUUUUACUCAUACAAAACUUGUGUGCGUAGACAAAUAAAAGGAGAGCUUCGCAGGCUAGAUAGUUAUAUCCCUAUGAGUGGCGUAACACACACUAGGUAGGGUUAGUUCAAAAACUAAGGGCCGCCGACAGUUAGAGGGCCCCCAUCAGCCAUGGCCUAGCGCCGAGGAAAUUAGAAAACGUAAAAAAUGCAGGUGAAGAAUCAAUGGGAAAAUGCAAAAUUAAUCAUGUUAAAUAAUAAAGCCUCCAUCGACAACGGAUUUUGUUAUUCCAUCUCAAAUAAAACAAAAGUUAUUCUUAUUAGUUGUAUUGGAGACUGUUAUUGUUAUAGACAAGGAAUUUUCCAGAACAUUCUAUAAAUAUUCAAUAUAAAUAUAAUAUCUCAAACAAUGACAACAGUCAACAGGGGCCCCCACACCAAAUAUAUCCAUAAGGAACCCCUCUUCCCUCGUUACGCCACUGAUCCCUAUCAAUACGAAACAGUACUUAUUUUCCACCCUGCUCGGUUUCCUUUGUUCUUAGCGGGGAAUAUAUUCAACAUUCCCCUCUAAUCAAUUUCCGUUUAAUAAUCCCCUCUAAUAUUCACCUGCAAUGUCUUGGCAGCACAAAAAAUGAGAAAAAACAACAUAACGAAGGCAAUAUGGCCUUAAGAAUUAUUUCUAUUCGGACUCAUUAAAGCGACCUCGCAAUGUGAAAAAUAAGUACGUUAUUUUGAGGCACCUCGGAGAUGUGUGUUUAUUCACCUCGGCGCUGCGCGCCUCGGUGAAUAAAUCACAUAUCCCCUCGUUGCCUCAAAAUAACAUAUACUUAUCAGGAAGACUAAAAUUUAAGGACUUUUUAAGGACAUUCAAACAAGAUCGUGUAUCAGCAAAUUCAAGCACUAAAUACUGAGGAGAAGGCGUUCGAAAUCUUAGGAUUCAGUAAAAUGUGACGUCGAGUUGUUCAGAAAGGGCGCAACUUUAACGAAUUUCAAACAGCUCUGUCAGAUAUGAACAUGCAAAAUCAAUUCAACAAAAUGUCCGUUUUGAAUGUCAAACAAUUUCAGAAAAUAUCCAAAAACUAAAGCAAGGAGAAUUCAAGGACUUUCGAGUACUUCUUUAUACAAAUUCAAAGAUAUUCGAGGACCUGAAUUUUUGUUUUAAAAUUUGUACAAAAUUUGUUUCAAGUUUCGUACAAACCCUGUUAUUAUUGUUCAAGAUUACAUCUUGUGUUUGCAUUGUAACACUGAUGACGAAUGAGGUGUGGAAAAAUAUUUUACUUUCUGUGACCGCAAGAGAACAUUGAAAAUUUUCUGCAAAUAUUAAAGCAAAUGGACACUUGGCCACUGUAACUGUGUGACACUAACAAUGAAGUUAUCAAACUAAAUGUCAUGCUAUAUUUUAACAGAAAAAAAUUAUUUCAGUCCACUGAGAAUCUUUAUCAUUUAUAGACCCGGAGCGAGGGGGAAUCGGCGGAAUAUUACCGGAAGAGAUGAUAUUUCAUCACUGAGGUUAACAUUUCGACAAAUCCCCUGAGCGGAGGGUCUAUAAAUGAUAUAUUAUACCGAAAGUUAAAUAACCCACUAAGUUGAAAAUAAAGUUUAAAACUUGCUGAAUAUUAACCAAGCGAAUACAAUUUUUAAUUUCUUAUGUAUACCAGAGUUUUUGACGUUUUCUCUUUAAAAUAUUUGAGCAUGUAUCCUUUGGAUCAUUGAACGUAACUUACGUCUUGAAAAUCUUUAGUCAGGGGCCGCAGAACCGGGGGGAGGGGGAGGCAAUGGGGGCAUGUGCCCCCCAUCCCCCCACUUUUUAAAAAGUGAAAAAAGCGCCCUUUUUUCUGGGCUGAAGUGGCCCCAUUUAAAGAAUGAAAAAAGUAUUUCUUGAAUGAACGCCCUCCUUUGCUGGAAAGAAAGUGCGACGUUAUAGAGACUUCAUAUUUUCAAAAAUUUUCGUUCGGCUCGUGAACGACAUAAAAUGGUUUGAUUUUCUUUCUUGGGGAACUAUUUUCUGGGAACUCAAAAAAUUUUCUGGGACCAAUGAUCCCGUGGCCCGAUACUUUUUCCAGCCCUGCGAUGAAUCAUGUGAUGAUUCAUUUCUUAGAGUACAAAUCAAACCACUUUCCUUUCUUAUUUUUCCAGAAGGGCCAACGUGCGAAGAACGGUGUCAACUGCAGUGUACCCCAGACUGUGAUUUCACAUGUUGUAUCCCUUCGCACCCCUCGGGUAACGAGCCGUUCGCACAAGAGACUGGAACUAAUGGCAAGACUACGCAUGCACCGUCGUGGCUUACCGCUGGACAAUGUACACAACCCUGUCCCAGUUCGUGCAGUCCCACGUGUUCCCACGCGUGCUGCGAGAAAGCUAUGGGCCAAAAUAGCGGAGGACUGAGACCAUUAGACGGGCAACGAAAACCAAUGCCGUAUAAUGAUUAG
This is a messenger RNA of Paramuricea clavata, 7605 nucleotides long. NCBI's taxonomy places the organism in Eukaryota, Metazoa, Cnidaria, Anthozoa, Malacalcyonacea, Plexauridae. The record is from the annotation of a GenBank genome assembly.